Molecule: messenger RNA, 1757 nt
Organism: Zootermopsis nevadensis
Lineage: Eukaryota; Metazoa; Arthropoda; Insecta; Blattodea; Termopsidae
Gene: Vta1
Product: vesicle trafficking 1
Biological process (GO): late endosome to vacuole transport via multivesicular body sorting pathway
Cellular component (GO): multivesicular body
Source: RefSeq, a predicted model, not a curated record
GAUAAACAUCGUUUCUUAUAAGCAGGUGAUUAGUUUCGUAUCGAAAGUUGUUUUAUAUGUUUCGUCGUUUGGAAAAUUUGUAGGUUAACUUUCUUUUUCGGUACUUUGCGGUAAUAUUUCAAAGGAUAUUUGUUGACAUUUUAUUCGUGCGUUUGCGUAACAAUCUAUAUAAAUGUCCGCACAAUUACCACCAUGUCCUGCUUCACUAAAGGCUAUCCAACAUUAUUUAAAAACAGCAGCUGAACAUGAUGGACGAGACCAAGUUGUCAGUUACUGGUGUCGCCUUUAUGCUCUCCAGACUGGUCUCAAGAUUGAUCGGAAGUCAGAUGACUCAAAAUCCUUUUUAGUGGGUCUUAUGGAUUGGUUGGAAACACAGAAAAAGGCACAGGCAGAUAAUGAAGCCAUAACACAUGAACUUGCUGCCCAAGCCCAUAUAGAAAAUUAUGCAUUAAAACUUUUCCUGUAUGCUGAUAGCCAAGACAGAGCUGCAAAUUUUGGAAAGAAUGUUGUGAAAGCCUUUUACACUGCUGGAAUGCUCUUUGAUGUCCUCACAACAUUUGGAGAGUUGUCGGAAGAGGUCGUUCAGAAUCGAAAAUAUGCCAAAUGGAAGGCUGCCUACAUUCAUAAUUGUCUGAAGAAUGGUGAGACACCUCUCCCAGGUCCACUGACAGAAGAAGGUGAACCGCAUGAUGGCUUACUUAAUGAAGAAGGGAAUCCAACUCCUGGAGGUUCUGCGUUUCAAGAAGACUACGGCGAGGCUGCUGGAAACACUGAAUUUGGUUUUGUUCAACCUCAAAAACCUGCAGCUGGUUUUGAGGCACCGUCUCCACCUGCAUCCAAUACUUAUGUACCCCCCACCACCCCCAGUUAUCCAGGUGGCUUCAUUCCGUACCAUCCUUCUCCAUCUGCAGCUGUCACACCGAAUGAUGGAAUAAAUUUGCAGCCUAGCUUUGAGAAUUACAAUCCAACGGGUGGCGUGAGUGGAGGCUCGAGUUCUGAAGGAGGAGUAAAGCUGGAUGCAGCGCAGGUGACGAAAGCACAGAAAUACUGUAAGUGGGCUGGCAGUGCGCUUAAUUAUGACGAUAUUUCAACAGCUAUAACUAACUUGCAAAAGGCCUUAAGAUUGCUUCAGACUGGACAAGAUGAUUGAACCUGUAACACAGAAUGUUGUAUAGCUUGCAGUUGUCGGUAAGUUUUUAUAAACUACUGAGUAAAUAGGACUGACUCAUUCUGUUUUUUAUUUUUGUUGAGAAAUGUACAUUUCUGUUUUUGUUGUAUAUACCAGUUGUACUAUUACGUAUAUUGCAUUCUUCAUGAUUAACAAUCCUGAAUAUCUCACAGCUGUAAAAGGUGUCUGAAGCCGUCUUCACAGUGAUACACCACUGUGUAAUAUGUACAUACAUAUGAAUGUUUCAUCAAAGUCUGUCGAAGGGCUCAAAGUUAAUACAGGACCUGAAGUGAACUGACUGUUAAAGUGGUGUCCGCACAUUGAAAUGAGUUCUGUUUUGUUUUUUAGGGCUACUGGAAUUAAUUGUUGUUGGUAUUCAAAGAAGUCCUUAAUUGCCAGUUAAUUUUAAUUUGUUUGUUAAUUGGUAAUGUGCAUUGCUUUAUAUUAACUUUUUAUUUAAGAUUUUUUUAAAAUACUUACAAUUAAACACAAAGUAUGUAACAUAAUUUUGAUAGUUGAAAUGCUAUCAGUAUGUUAAAUUCAACUAUAUUAUUUAAUGUGAUUCAGAUCUGUAAUAAUAACAACAACA